Molecule: messenger RNA, 416 nt
Organism: Racocetra fulgida
Lineage: Eukaryota; Fungi; Glomeromycota; Glomeromycetes; Diversisporales; Gigasporaceae
Source: the annotation of a GenBank genome assembly
AAUCUGAUGAUCUUGAACCAAAAGUUUUAGAUGCGCGCUGGACUGGAAAUAAUUCUAUUAUACUUAUUCUUCAAGCGCCUAAGAAAGAUCCUAAAAGAUUUGGUUACAAAAUAGUUGCACCUGCAGCACUUGGUCAUUUUACUUUGAAUCCUAAUAAUGGAGAUCAACAUAGGUUUACCAAGGACGCAUAUUUUAUAAAUGGUUAUGAUGAAGACAAUACCAAUACCCAGUAUGAAGGACUUAAUCCAGUAGCUGUGGAGUCCAUAUAUGGUGACAGUUAUAACAUUCCGCGUGGUGCAACAGUAACGGUUGCUGUUUCAAUAUAUUAUGGAUGCCAAACCUUUGAAUGGGGUGAAGCUACUAAUCCUGAAACAAAAACAGAAUGUAAUAGUUGCGAUGUUCAAUAUAAUGGUUAG